GACGUGACCGUUGAAGUAGUCGGAAAAUGGCGUCGUCGAAAAGCCAACGGUGGAUGGUAGACUCGGGCAUUCUGCGUAAAAAGAAUAGCGACGAGGAACCGCAGGAGCUGUUGGUGUUCGGAUAUAGCUGCAAAUUAUUUAGCGAUGAUGACAAGGCGAAAAUGAUUGAUCAGGGAAAGCAUUUGAUACCAUGGAUGGGCGAUAGCACGUUGAGGAUAGACAGGUCCGUUUCUCUAACCUAGACAAAUUUCUCAUCAUAGGAUAUUUGUUCUCAUGCAUAAGACCACGCACCGUUACGUUUCCGCGACGAUGAAACGUAGCGAAAAAAAGCAUAUGACUGACCUCGACCGCAAAAACAAACCGCAAAAGACCACCAAAUUCGAAAACCGAAAACCAAAAAAAAAUAUCGAAAACAAGUACUGCAUUUAGAAGCGAAAAAAAGCGAGGUUCCCCUUCUCAUCGUUAAUCUCUGGAUAAGCAAACUGGAGACUGUUUAAGGCUUCCGCAGGUGUUCUGUUCAGCAGUGUGGCAGCGCGAUUUACGCGCUCUGCACGGGCGCAGAAUCAGGUGCUCUGGUGACGCUUAUGGCUGGCCGUCUGUGCAGCAGCAAGAUACGAUGGACGAGGGAUGCUGGCUGACUUACGGAUUCAUGAGCCACCAUCGGGUGGUUUCGAUCAACGGACGAUACUUACCGAGGAGGAACUGAGAGUAGAGCAGCUCUGUGACGAGGAGCGGUAUCGGUCUCUCUACAACAGUGACGCGGAUGAGUCCAUGUAUCAUGAAGAGGAAAUAAAGAGGUUGCAUCAAGCAUUGGAUUCAGAAUCUUCCUACAACCAAGUGGGGUUUAAUUACAAUGAAGAUGAAAAUGGUCAUAAGGCUUCCGGUGAAGAUUCCCAGAGCCCGAAACAAUCGGAGGGCUCGCAAGAAGAGGAUCAGGCAUUUGUGCCACCGCCUGAACUGGAAAUUCCCGAGGGAAUGAUCGUGCCGGAAACGCAGAAACUGAAUGCCAUUAUAGUGAAAACGGCGCUGUUUAUAAGUCAACACGGAAGCCAAUUGGAAAUCCUGAUAAAGGCGAAACAGGCAAACAAUCCGCAGUUUGCGUUCCUAUCGAUAGACGAGCCGCUUCAUCAGUAUUACAAAUAUGUCCUCGAUGCUAUCAAGAGUGGAAAAUAUAAUCCUGAAAAGCAACCUGAGAAGGAAGAAUCCGAACCUGAGGAAGAAUCUGAUGAAGAUGACGAACCGUACCUGCAUCCAAGUCUCGCAUCGUCACUUACCAAAAUUGAAGCGGCACCUAGCAUACCGAGUAUACAGUAUAAACCGUCAGCGGAUUGCGCGUACUCCAUGCUCGUGAACAAGAUCACAGGGAAACCACCACCAUCCAAGGCACCACAAGUGUUGGAUCCAACGAUGCAGUCAAUGUCCUCUACUGGAUACUAUCACCCAGUACCACCGCAGAAUUAUCCUUAUCCUACGCCCAUGCAGUACUCACAUGGUCCAGUUAUAUAUGGGUCAAAUGGACAAAUGCAAUCGCCCUCACAACUCGUCAUGCCAGCCAUGCCGAAUGACGCGACGACGACGCAAACUGCAUCGUCCAAGGAAACACCCACGCCGUUGGUCCCAUAUGGGAUACCUGCGCAAAAACCACUGAACAGGCCGUCUUUUAUCGUGCCACCAUUGGAAGUUCAGGUUGUCAUUGACAAGAUGGCGAAUUAUGUGGCAAAGAAUGGGCGCGAUUUUGAGACGAUUGUCAAGAACAAGGGAGAUCAUAGAUUCAAUUUUUUGGAGCUAUCGCAUCAGUAUCACGGUUAUUACGCGCACAAACUGACGGUGUAUGAGGGCGGGAUAAAUCCGAAGGUGUUGACAGAGGAACAGCUGUUGCAGAAACAGGAACUGCAAGAGGAGAAACAAAAAAAGUUAGAAGAAUUGCAGAAGAAGCAACAACGGAUGGAAGAGGUACAGAAACGAGUGAAAAUGAUACAGGCGAAAAAGAAGAACGGCGGCGACGCGAAAAUGAAACAAAGCACGGGAUCUACGAAACAGAUUACCACUGUGUCAUUCUCCAUAAAAAAACCAAAAGACGGGGAGAGCACGGUAAUUGAGAAGAGGAAUGCGUUACCAUUGGAAGAAAGUGACGAAGAGAUGGAGAGCGACAAAAAGGAUACUAAUUCCGGUUCGCCUGAAGACAACAUAGCUGAUUCGAAUUUUUCGAUUGCCAUUGGAGACAAAGACCCACCAAAAUCGGAGAAGAAACCAAAGAGCGAUGAUAAAGAGUUGGUGGAUUUAACGGACGAUAUCCUCGAGGAUUGUCAGAAAGAGAUCAGGCAUAAACAGGCGCAAGAAGACAGGAUCAAGGAUAAGCUAGCAGCGGCUGCGCGGGAUAAAUUACUUUCUAGGGAACGCCAGUUGCAACUCGAGAGAAAAAAAAGAGCUGCUAUAUUUCUCAGUCAUAUCCAGACGCCGGCACUUAAAACCGGUUCUGCCAUAGUGAAUCCGAAUUCACGAAAGGACGAUUCAGAUGAGGUGCAUUCCGUGCCAUCACCAUCCCUCGAAGAUAAUAAAGACAGAUCCUCGCAGGAUACAAAGAUGUGUGGUAAUUCUCUGAUGGAUCGAUUAAAGAGCGCUGAUCUGAGUGGCAAAAGGUCACGACAACGCUCCAGAAGUCGGAGUGGAAGUCGCACGGACAGGCAUAAACUGCACAAGAAGCAUAAGAAAAAGAAGAGUUCUCAUCGAAGCAAUUACGACAGUUCAAGUUCCUCCCGCUCGCACAGAUCCAAGAAAAGCAAGAAGUCAUCGUCGCGACAUAGAUCCCGUUCGCGCAGUCCCUCGCACAGACAUCGACACAAUUCACGGCGGGAAAGCAACACGAGCUAUUCGGACUCCAGCUCGCCUUGACGUCUCUUUGCUUGAUUUAAAUAAUGCCAAGAAAAAUGUAUAUAUACACAUAUACUAUUAUAGGUAACACUUAUUGUAAUCCCGUAUUGUUACAGCAACAAAUUUGAUACAACUUUUGUCAUCAAAAAAUACGAAGAAUUUACUCUUUAAUUUUUCAA
Molecule: messenger RNA, 3050 nt
Organism: Solenopsis invicta (red fire ant)
Lineage: Eukaryota; Metazoa; Arthropoda; Insecta; Hymenoptera; Formicidae
Gene: su(w[a])
Product: splicing factor, suppressor of white-apricot homolog
Exons: 8
Coding region: 628-2892 (754 amino acids)
Biological process (GO): RNA processing; mRNA 5'-splice site recognition
Molecular function (GO): RNA binding
Source: RefSeq, a predicted model, not a curated record